CCAAAGGCGAGCAGCCCUCUGACUCGCCCAGUCUGCGACUGCCCGCUGCUCGAUAGAAUAGAAGCGACCAAAGAAGAAGGUCCACUUCCACUUCCACCGUAUAGAUCUAGACGUCCCAGCUUAGCGAUCAAAGCUUAUAAGCGCGGCCCUUUGAUCGAUCUCUGGGAAGAAUCGUGUUCCCGGGUGAUUGAUUGGAUUGAUGUGCCUCUAGGACUAUACAAUUCACCACUGAUCAACUGCCAGGAGGAAGAAGAAGAGCGUGUGUUGUGCAUACACAUAUAUAAGAGUUUAUUUUCUCUUCCUUUUUGGCGGUGGAUUUGGCCGAGCCUCCAUAAACUUUCCUGGCACCGCGAAUGCGAGAAUACAACGAGGAAUGUCAAUGGAUCUCUUGGAGCUGCUGAGCCCCCAUAGCUAGACUCUAGCUAGCUUCCUCCUCCAUAGCUCUCGCAGUAAAGAAGGAGAACUUUAGAAUCCAUAUCCAUAUCCAGGAACUCAGGAAGAACAACAAAGAUGGAACCUCGAAGAAGAAGGGGUCUCGAGACGUUUUAAUCUCGCGGGAGCCGCCGUGAGAGAGCGUUGAGCCCGUGAAAGGGAGAGACGGGGAGAGAAAGAAGAGCUCACAACUUCGUAGCCUUUCCUUCUCUCUCUUUCUCUCAAGGAAGACGUGAUUCACUCCUUCCUCGCUUACCAAAAUCAUACUUUUCCACGGCGACCAUCUCUCUCUCUCUCGCUCAAUCUCUUUGAGACAUGGGAGAGGUUGAAGCUGCAGUGACCAAGAACUCCAAAAAUUCUUCUCACUGCUACUUCGAGCAGGCUCCUCCCAGUGACAGGAAUGGCGACUAUCUUCACUAGCGAUGCUCACAAGAACCCCGGAGCUUGGACAGGAGGAUUUGACAACAACACGAACAACUAUCUUCCAGGCAUGGUGAUGAUGCCUGUGCCGCUGCUUCAUCCACACAAGAACACUUCGGGGCUGUGCCUUGGGCUCCCAAGCGGGCUGGAGGGGUCUGGAAGUGGUGCUGGAGGUGGAAGCAAGCUUCCGGAGGAUGAGAACAAAUCCGGUGGUGGCGGCGGCGGCGGCGGUGGCGGCGGUGUUGGUGGUAGUGGCAGUGGUGGCGGUGGUGGUGGUGAGCCCGGAAUGGAGGGAGCUUCUAGUGAAGAUCAGGAACCGAGUGAUCAGCCACCUCGCAAGCGGAGAUUUCACCGACACACGCUCCGCCAGAUACAAGAGAUGGAAAUGGUCUUCAAAGAAUGUCCUCACCCAGACGAGAAGCAACGAAUGCAGCUCAGCCGAGAGCUGGGACUGGAGCCCCGGCAAGUCAAGUUUUGGUUCCAAAAUCGUCGCACACAGAUGAAGGCACAUCAAGAACGAGCGGAAAACUCCAUGCUUAGGGCCGAGAACGAACGCCUCCGCUCCGAAAACAUUGCGAUGCGAGAGGCUCUCAAGAACGCAACUUGUCCGCACUGUGGCGGCCCCGCGACGUUGGGAGAGAUGUCCUACGACGAGCAGCAGCUGCGAAUCGAAAACGCUCAUCUCAAAGACGAACUCGAUCGAGUAUCGUCUCUAGCAGCCAAGUACCUCUCCAAACCCGGAGGCGGAGCUCCUCACGGACUUAGCGUCCAGACGAGCUUACCGGGGACGUCGCUGGAUCCCAGUGCUGCGGCGUUUGGACCACAGUCGAACAGCGCUCUAGCAGUUACUCCUGGACCAUCGAUGCUGGAGCUUGCCACUCGUCCGGGGGGACUUUCACAGGUGGAGAAGCCGCUCGUCGCGGAGCUCGCGAUCAUCGCAAUGGAGGAGCUGCUGGCACUGGCUCAAUCGAGAGAGCCACUGUGGAUCCUGGAAGAGAAUGGAGCUAAGGAAAGCUUGAAUGGCGAGGAAUAUAUGCAGCAGUUUUCCAGAGGAUUGGGACCAACGCCUGUAGGACUCAAGGCCGAAGUUACUCGCGACACUGGUCUCGUGAUGAUGAAUGGAGCUGCCUUGGUUGACACUAUCAUGGACGCGGGAAGAUGGAUGGAUAUGUUCUCAUGUAUUAUUUCUAGAGCUUUGACCUCCGAAGUUCUCUCCACUGGCGUGGGUGGUAAUUGGAACAAUGCAUUACAACUUAUGUAUGCCGAGUUUCAAGUGUUAUCACCGCUGGUGCCGACGAGAGAGGCUUACUUUUUGCGCUACUGCAAGCAACACGCGGAAGGAGUGUGGGCGAUAGUCGAUGUUUCAGUGGACGGUCUGCGAGAAAAUCCACCUCCACAGCUCCGGAACAGGCUUCGUCCCUCGGGGUUUUUGAUCCAAGACAUGCCAAACGGAUACAGCAAAGUGACCAUUCUUCAGCAUAUGGAGUACGAUGAUCGCCAAGUAAACAACAUGUACCGCGGACUCGUGAGCAGCGGUCUAGCAUUCGGUGCCAAGCGAUGGCUCGCAACUUUGCAACGCCAGUGCGAGCGUUUGGCAGUUCUUUUGGCCACCAACAUCUCCCCUCGAGAUCUAGGCGUGAUUUCCAACGCUACCGGACGUCGCAGCAUGCUGAAGCUGGCGCAGCGAAUGACCAAUAACUUCUGCGCGGGUGUGAGCGCAUCGACGGUGCACACCUGGACGACUCUCUCGGGCAGCGGCGAGGAUGACGUGCGAGUCAUGACGCGUAAGAGCAUCGACAAUCCUGGGGAGCCGCCAGGAAUCGUUCUAAGCGCCGCUACUUCCCUCUGGAUGCCUGUGAGCCCCCAGAGAGUUUUUGAGUUCCUCCGGGAUGAUCGUCUCAGGAGCGAACCGGAGGGCCCUCGAUCGAUCGGCACCACCCCAGAGACGAGCAGCCGAGCAAGCAGCAGCGAGCCGGGGUGCUUGCUCACGGUAGCUUUCCAGAUUCUCGUCAGCAACGUUCCAACCGCGAAGCUCAACUUGGAGUCCGUGACAACGGUGAACAGUCUCAUCUCGUGCACUGUCCAGCGGAUCAAGACGGCUCUCAGCUGCGAGACUUAAAGAAACAUCGGAUUUUACGCAGGAAAGUCGGAAUAAGGUGGGGUUUGUUCGGGAAAGAUGGCAGAAGGAACAGGAUCGUCGACAGGAAAAAACUGGCAAAAAUGGUGGGAUUUAGCAGGGGUUUUAGAGGGACAAACAAAUGAAGAACAGCAACCAAGAACACAAAAGGGGGAUGGAGUCAAGAACGCACCACAGACCAGAUUUUAGAAUCCUUGCCUCGUGGUAAAGCAUUGGAGACGAAGAAGACAUCAACGACGACGAAAAGACGUGGUUUGCUAAUUUUUAUUCGAGAGGAGAGUGAGAGAAGAGGUUUUUUUUUUUUGGAUUCCUUCUUCUUCUUCCUUCUUCAUGCAUACUUUCUAGCGCAGCGGAUGGAUUGAGAGGCCUUUUUCUGGUUCUUCCUCCUCGAUUCUUCCUUGCGCUAGAAGCUGUGCAUGGUGCUUCACCACUCGGCAAGGAGCGUGGUUCGGGUAUUGACUUUGUUUACCAACUUGGUCCUGUUCUUCAUUUUUCUGUGUUCUAGUAGUCUUUUUUUCUUCCAUUUUUCAUCUUCAAUCCUGUUGUAACUUGGUACAUUUUAAUCUGAUUUCAUUUUGAUCCAAAGUU
Messenger RNA from Selaginella moellendorffii, 3577 nucleotides. Its product is annotated as homeobox-leucine zipper protein ROC7. Bases 833 to 2971 code for a protein of 712 amino acids. Gene Ontology annotation, biological process: regulation of DNA-templated transcription. The record is from RefSeq and is a predicted model, not a curated record. The transcript is spliced from 12 exons. Gene Ontology annotation, molecular function: DNA binding; lipid binding; DNA-binding transcription factor activity, RNA polymerase II-specific. Lineage: Eukaryota; Viridiplantae; Streptophyta; Lycopodiopsida; Selaginellales; Selaginellaceae.